AUGUACGUCGAAAUCCUAGCAGCCCUAUUCCUCCACUUUUUUACUUCCUACGUGAUAUUCCCAAUAAUAACCUACUACCGUGAUCCUAAACUUCUCCGCCGCUAUCCCAAUUUCUACAAAUUGUCCGGUAUAUCUGAUCUCCCCUACAUCUACGAAGCCCACAAAAGCUUCCGUUCCCGGAACCUCUACGAAGCACACAAGGAGCAUCCCGUCCUUCGCGUUGGACCCAACUCGCUUUCCUAUGGUGACCCGCGAGCAAUUAAAGACAUAUACGGCCACGGCACGGCAUGCGUCAAAGACCGCUUUUAUUCAGAAACUGGAGGGGCGCAUGCGCAUCUGGCGGAUGUCGUGGAUAAGGGUGAGCAUGCACGGAAGAGGAAGAUCCUUGCUAGUGCAUAUGCGCUGAAGAAUCUUGAAGAGUGGGAGUAUAAAGUGGGCGAUAUGACGGAGAGAUUGGUAAAGGCUUUUGAUGAGAGGUGUACAGGGCCGCUGCUCCCCGAGGAAUUACCAAAGGAAGAGGAUCUCAGGGUCGACUAUCGGAUGUGGACGAAUUUGUAUACCAUCGCCGCAAUGGCGAGUAUUGGGUUGAGUGAGGAUUUACGGUUCUUGGAUCAGGGGUCGGAUUUGGUGAGAUCAGAGAGUAGGGAUGGGAAUAUCAAGCACGUUUCUUUCCGGCAGUGUCAGUCUGCUGCUGGUCGAGUUACCUAUAACCUGGUCUGGGCUUAUGAUUGGUACCAAACCCUGGUUCGAAUCAGCAAGCUGACCUCCUCGACUUACCGCAGACUGUGGAAGUUGAAUGACGACUGGAACGGGAUUGUACUAAACCGUGGAACAACUCGACUCAAGCGAUACCUAGCCGGAGAGAAACUUGACGACUUCUUCGCCGCCAUGAUGGAGGAUAAGAACGGCAAACCGCAUAACCUUGAAUGGGGCGAGAUCUUGGCCGAAAUCAGCAUCAUGAUGAAUGCUGGAUCUGACACCACUGCUAUAUCUCUGCGGAAUGUCAUGUUCUUCCUGCUAAAGAACUCGCAUUGCAUGGAGAAGCUCCGUGCUGAGGUUGACAGCGUCCUCGACGAAGACGAGGUUGUCGCACCUUAUGCCAAAGUCAAGCACCUACCGUACCUCCGCGCCUGUUUAGACGAAAGCCUGCGCAUGCUCCCACCGGUAAUCUUCGCUCUCCCCCGUCGAACACCCCCAGAAGGCACAACCAUCCUAGGCGAGUAUAUCCCCGGUAACACUUCUGUCAGCAUGUCAGCAUACGUGGUCCACCACAACGAAUUCAUCUUCAAAGACCACAAUGUCUACCGGCCGGAGCGUUGGUUGGGAGAAUCUGGAAAAGCACUGCAGCCGUAUUUCAUCCCGUUUAGCACUGGGGCGAGGGGGUGCAUUGGCCGGAAUAUUAGCUAUCUUGAGCAGACGGUGCUUUUGGCGUCCUUGUUGCAUCGAUUCGAGUUUGCUUUGCCACAGCCUGAGUGGGAUCCUCCUAUUCCGGAGACGACCAAUUUGAGUCCGGGACCAAUGCCGUUGAAAAUUUGGAGGAGGCAGAGUCAAAGUGUGUGA
Molecule: messenger RNA, 1560 nt
Organism: Aspergillus chevalieri
Lineage: Eukaryota; Fungi; Ascomycota; Eurotiomycetes; Eurotiales; Aspergillaceae
Product: cytochrome P450
Exons: 1
Coding region: 1-1560 (519 amino acids)
Molecular function (GO): oxidoreductase activity, acting on paired donors, with incorporation or reduction of molecular oxygen; iron ion binding; heme binding
Source: RefSeq, a predicted model, not a curated record